AUGGCAGCUCUUGGAAACGUGUUAGUUCUUCACGCCUUGUCGAAAUCCUCAUCGAUACCCGCUAAUGCCAAGAAAAUGUUUUCAAGCCUCGCUUGUUCGGACAUUGCUGUGGGAAUGUUGUCGCAACCGUUGAUGGGGGCUAUUAUAGCCGUGGGGUUGCAAAUGGCAUCGACGGACGACCAGGACCGCACCGACUUACUCUGUCCAGCGAUUUUGCCUGCGUUCUAUUUCCCCGUCGUUCUACUUGGAUGUGCAUCCUUUCUGAAUAUGAUCGCAAUUGCUGCCGAUGCACUUCUCGCUAUUUUGCUCCAUCUUCGAUACCAAGAACUAGUCACUUCGAAACGUGUCAUUAUAGCCCUGGUAUCUCUAUGGUUAACAAGUGCCGUCUCUGCCUUAGUAUAUAUUUCACUCCCCGAAGGCAAUGACAUGGUAACUGGACUCUCAUUUGUAGGCCUUGUCUUGACGACUGCAACCUACGUUUAUAUUUGCAAAGUUGUUCGACAUCACCAAAAUCAAAUAGUAGGCCAACAUCAGAUACAAAAUAGCCAAGCAGUGGAGGUACUACGACAAAAGAAGAUCGCUUAUAAUGUCAUAUUUCUCUUCCUUGUUUUCCUAGCCUGUUACCUUCCGUAUUGUUCGUCUGAAAUUGUGCUUAUAACUAACAAAAGUUUGCCAAGUUUAAAAGCUAAGGCGGUUUCAAUUUUCCUUGUUCUUCUAAAUUCUUCAUUAAAUCCGCUCAUUUACUGUUGGCGAUAUCGAGAAUUACGCAAAAUCGUGAAAAGUACCUUGAAGAAAGUAAUGUGCAUAAACGAGGAAGAGACAUGAAGCAGAAAAAGAACUCCAUCUAUCAAGUAAAUUUUGUAAACCAGGGCACGUUUCAUUUUUUUGUUAAAUGUACAUUUGCCCAAAGAAGGGCACAGGGUUUGCUCUUUGUGAAAAAAUAAAUUUGAUGAAAUAGCAACCUCACUGUUCUGUUAUUACAUGUAACAACACUUUAAUUUUAAUAAUACUACUAAUAAUAACAAUAACAACAGCAAUAAUAAUAAGCAAACGAUCUCUUUCAGAAAAUAUUGAAUAUAAUUGCAUAGAAGGUGAAAAGGUGAGGAGAUGGCUUUUUUCUGCAGCAAUUUGGAUCGUGUAGUUGGCUAAACGUCUGCUAAUUGGUCACUUAUGGUCCACUGAUGCUAGCACCUCUUUCCACUGUUCUAUAAAUUUUGACUUAAUGUUUCUUCUAUCAGCGAUACGGGCAUCUCGUUCAUUUGGAUCCCAAAGUUGGCUGAAGGUCUGCUAAUUGGUCACUAAUGGUCCUCUAAUGCUAGGAACACUUUUCCACCGUUCUAUUCAUUUUGAGCCACUCUAACCAACCAAUAAGGUGGCGUCCUGAAAAUAACCACACAAUAGAUUGGAAAUAAUUUUCGUGGGAAGAGAGUCAUGUAUGGGGGAUUCGAUCUCUUAGCUUAUUCUCUCUUGAAUCCCUGUUAUAGAUUAGAGCCUGUAUGUUUUUCCAAAUGAAUUUAUUUACCUUAGAUGACAAGACGGAGCGUAAGUGACUAAGGCGGAAAAGAUAUGAAAUUACCAGUUCAGGAUUUUGUUCUUUGAGAAUUUUUCUUUUGAGUAAAAAAGGUUAACGACUGAGAAGAUUUAGUACCUACAUCUUGCUUGGUUGAGUCAUUUUUUAGACCUUUGCAUUACCGAACCCUUAAUUAAUGUCUUUUACUUUAUGGCUACAAUAGUACGCACGCUCUGAUAGGCUGCUGCUCUGAUUUGUCAGUUGACAGCUGUCAAAGGGGUAACCGCUGACCAGUGCUAUUAAUUGGCAUUUUGGUUGGGAAUUACUUGUUUCAGUACUUUUGUUUAAUUUUCGCAGUGUACGGUAAAAUGUGCUACCAUUUGUUCCAAGGAAAAUCGAAGAAAAAAAAAAAAAACUUCAACUAUGCAGUGAAAAAUGCAGUUCGGGGCGAAACCCUUACAAUCUCAGUCUUUUCGCAACCAAGUGAGCGAUUAAUAUUUAAUUUCUUUGGUUUCAUUUAUUUGCAAUCAUCUCAGUUAAUCUGUGCACAGAGAACACUCACUCGCAGUAGGACUGCAAGAUAAGAAGAACCCUUGGUCCAGACGUAAUUUUGAUUUUUUAGUGUACAAAAGUUGACUUUUUUGUAUUUAUGUCUUUAACAUAAUUCAAAAUAACAUUAGAUUAAACUUUACAAUAACAGGGCGAAGAAAGGAGGGCAAAACAGUAAAAAAAAAAGCUAAAUACGAAAGUUCAACAGUUUAACAACUGGAAGAACAAAUAGAAAAAUAAUAGAGCGCGCGUUUGCUAAAUUGCUAUAAAUAUACACUAAUCAGAAAUGCAGGAGGUGGUCCACUUAUUUCUGUAUUUGUUAAGACUUCCGUUUGUUAUUGCAAUUUCUCUUUCGCACUGGAUUUUAAUUUCCAGGAGAACAAUGACAACCUCCAGUUCUGGGGUCUCAAACUUGUUUCUAGCUAAGUAAACGUCAUAUCACGUUCCGUCUUCAAAAGGUGACUUGCUUAACUCUUUCAAUGCCAAGGGGCAAAAUUCAACAAUUUUCCAGGGUUGUCAAAAGUAGCCAGCUGCCGGCGAAAAUCGCCGCCUACUUGGUUAGUAUCGGCCGGCUACUCUGCUUAGAACUACCUUAAGGGACUCCAACAUUCACUCUGGCAGUGAAAGGGUUAAAGAUGCGGGAUGGAUGAGGAAAUGCGUAAAAAUACAAUUGCAGCAAUUACUCCCUUUAUGAUAAGUGAUCGUGAUGUUUCUUUAUAUGAAACUUGACCAAAUUACAGUAAUAGUUAAGUAAUUAAACGUUUACUCGUAAAAGUGUCUGCUUUAGUCUUUAUAUCCACAAAACAUGAGUCCGUGGCGUUUCUUCUGAGGGCCCUUUUAAUACGGACACUCGGAUGUUACAGUCACCAUGCCAUGUCUUCUUGGUGUCCGUAUUGAUCAUUCUACUGUAAAACCAAAUUUUCAUAUUUCUUUUUUACGGAGUACUUCAGUUCCUUUUGAUACUAAACCUUCCAUUUUCUCUGUGCUUUCCCCUCAGAUCCGUAAGCGCAUGAUCUGGACUCUCUCUGAAAUUACAGUGGACAAGAUUGGAACCGUCAGAGAAACUGCGCAUGCUCUGUCUAUGCUCUCCGCUGUUCCUGAUGAAUGUGAUACUGAGACCCAGGUGUCUAUUGAUUUAACCAGUUCAACAUUUUACCAAAUAUAAGCGAGUUCUAACUAGACGAAUUGUAAGUAAGCCCCUUUAGCUUUCUUUUGUGGUUUAAUUAACUGUAGGUAAGGGGAAGAUACACCGCUGAUAAGAAUAAUAAAUAUAUGUUGCCUACUAAACUCCGGGCAGGAAUAAACUGUAGUUUCAGAUAAACACCGCCUUCUAGGUUAAAUCUGAAAUAAACGCCAGGCUUUUUAAUUGAGAAAAUAAGUUACUUCAAAAAACGUCUUUAUAUUUUCAAGAAUUGUUUUAUAUUAUUUUACCUGGUGCUAAAUGGUCACAAUAUGGUAUUCUAAAUUGAACUAUGAUUCAAAUACAGACCACAUCACUCUACUGUAGGAUUAUUAGCGAGUGAACACUGCCUACCCUGUUGUGAUCACAUUUCUAUUUUCUCAUAAAUAGUAUAGAAAAAAAUGAGUAAAGGACUAAACAUCAUCAUCAUCAUCAUCAUCAUCAUCAUCAUCAUCAUCAUCAUCAUCAACUUUAUUAGGGUGUCUAAGCGUUCUUGCGCUUCUUAGCGCUAAUUGGGCUCACAUAACAAGUAGCGUUUAUUUACUUUACGCAGUUGCGACUGAAUGAGACUCUUUACAAUAUGGUGGCAUUGGUUAUGGAGCAGACUUCUUUGGUGGACUCCACUGAUCUUAGGGGGACGCUUGACUCUAUAGCCGAAGGCCUUGGUAACUCAGUGGCUGUUGUAUCGCAUUUCCUGGCUGGUAAAAUCCUCGGAAAAACCACGGUUAACAAUUCACUGGCUCUCUCUGGAAACUACAGUGAAACA
Messenger RNA from Porites evermanni, 4005 nucleotides. The record is from the annotation of a GenBank genome assembly. Lineage: Eukaryota; Metazoa; Cnidaria; Anthozoa; Scleractinia; Poritidae.